GAGCCACUCGCUCCGUGGCUCACCACACUGGCACGCGCGCGCUCCUGGACCCUCGACUCACCACGUGCGUCAGCGGCUCCGCGCAAGGGCCACAUCUCUCCAUGGCGACGGCGAUCUCGCUCCCGUGCACGCCGGUGAUCACUCCCCGCGCGUGCAACUGCAACCCCCGCCGGCUUGUCCACGUGUCGGCGGCGCGCGGCUCUCGCACGCGCGGAGGCGGGCGCGUCGGUCUCCGCUCCCCGACGGUCCCCGCCGCAGCGGGAGCCUCGGCCUCCUCCCCCGGCUUGGCUUCAGACACCGGUGGCGCGCCCGCGUGGGACGCUCUUGGCGGCGUCUCCGUCGUCGCCGCGGGAACAGGCAACGCUGUGGCGCUGACGGACCUAUGGGACUCCACCGAGGGGGUGGCCGUGGUUGCGCUGCUGAGGCAUUUCGGGUGCUUCUGCUGCUGGGAGCUGGCCUCUGUUCUCAAGGACUCCAUAGCGAAGUUCGACUCGGCGGGGGCUAAACUGAUCGCCAUCGGCGUCGGAACACCAGAGAAAGCUCGCAUUCUCGCCGACCGGCUGCCAUUUCCUCUGGACUCCUUGUACGCAGAUCCCGAGCGCAAGGCUUACAACGUGCUUGGACUGUACCAUGGUUUGGGUCGGACGUUGUUCAACCCAGCUAGUGCAAAGAUAUAUUCAAGGCUCGACUACAUCAAGGAGGCGACCAAGAACUACACGCUGGAAGCCACGCCCGCCGACCUCACCGGCGUCCUGCAGCAGGGUGGAAUGUUCGUGUUCAGAGGGAAGGAGUUGCUAUACUCAUGGAGAGACGAAGGCACCGGCGAUCAUGCUCCUCUGGACGACGUGCUCAGCGCCUGCCGCAAAAUUCCAGUCGUUUGACCUGUAUUGUCAUCCGGACUCUGCCUGUGUCUGACUGUCUGUGUAUAUGUAUGUGCCCGAUAGGCUGAUGCUAUAGCUAGACUGAAACCCUGGUUUCGUUCAUCCAUCAAAUGCAGUAUUGCCGCUAUUCCAGGGAAUCGAAACAGAUACUGUAUAUACUAGAAUCAAAUCGAGUUGAGAAUUGAGAAGCGAAUAGAGAAAUACGUCUCCUUGCACCAA
This is a messenger RNA of Sorghum bicolor (sorghum), 1100 nucleotides long. RefSeq names its product prostamide/prostaglandin F synthase. The transcript is spliced from 7 exons. Gene Ontology annotation, molecular function: antioxidant activity. The record is from RefSeq and is a predicted model, not a curated record. Lineage: Eukaryota; Viridiplantae; Streptophyta; Magnoliopsida; Poales; Poaceae. The coding region runs from base 102 to 881 and encodes 259 amino acids.